Molecule: messenger RNA, 1008 nt
Organism: Hibiscus syriacus
Lineage: Eukaryota; Viridiplantae; Streptophyta; Magnoliopsida; Malvales; Malvaceae
Product: OVARIAN TUMOR DOMAIN-containing deubiquitinating enzyme 2-like
Exons: 9
Coding region: 194-799 (201 amino acids)
Biological process (GO): protein deubiquitination; endoplasmic reticulum unfolded protein response
Cellular component (GO): nucleus; cytosol
Molecular function (GO): cysteine-type deubiquitinase activity
Source: RefSeq, a predicted model, not a curated record
UUGCUCAAGAUUUGUCAUCUUUACGAAUACACGUGGGGUCAAUUUGUUAUCUUUGAAGUUCCCUUGUUUAAAGCUAUUAUUCUUGGUGCCUGCCGAUUCUAGAUUUGGGGGCAUUAGUUCUUCCGUGAUAAAAUUGGGUUCUUCUGCAUCUUCUUUUUUAGAACUGCGUUUCAGGUUCAUAAUAAUUUGGAAAAUGGAAGGUAUUGCUGUUCGAAGGGUCAUUCCCUCAGACAACAGCUGCCUUUUCAAUGCUGUUGGGUAUGUUAUGGACCAUAACAAGACAAAAGCUCUGGAGUUGAGACAGGUUAUAGCCGCAACGGUGUCAAGUGCUCCAACGAAAUACUCCGAGGCGUUUCUCGGAAAGCCAAAUGCAGAGUAUUGUGCAUGGAUUCUUGAUUCAGACAAGUGGGGAGGUGCCAUUGAGCUUUCAAUAUUAGCAGAUUAUUAUGGCCGUGAAAUUGCAGCGUAUGAUAUUCAGACAACACGUUGCGAUUUGUAUGGUCAGGAAAAGAACUACUCUGAAAGAGUUAUGCUGAUCUAUGACGGUCUCCACUAUGAUGCAUUGGCCAUGUCUCCGUUUGAGGGUGCCCCUGAGGAGUUUGAUCAGACUGUAUUUGCCGUACAGAAUGAUAGAACCAUCGGGCCAGUUGAAGGUCUUGCACUAAAUCUGGUUAAGGAUCAACAAAGGAAGAGGAGCUACACCGACACCGCCAACUUCACUUUGCGUUGCGGUGUAUGCCAAUCGGCGUGGUUGGCCAAAAGGAGGCCGUGGAGCAUGCACAAGCAACAGGCCAUGUGAACUUUCAAGAAUAUAGAUGAUAGAAACCGGAGACACCUCUCUUUUUUAUACCUAUUGUUCGUCGAACUUGUAUCAUUUGGUCGAUAAAUCUUCUCACCAGAUUCUCUGGGAAGAAAACGGAGGUGGUUGUUGUUGCAGUUGUUUUGAGAACUGUUGUAGGAUCAAAGUUGUGCGAGAAUCAUCACAGCAAUGAAAUUAUCGAGUUACAU